Molecule: messenger RNA, 4877 nt
Organism: Mya arenaria
Lineage: Eukaryota; Metazoa; Mollusca; Bivalvia; Myida; Myidae
Product: tyrosine-protein kinase Tec-like
Exons: 17
Coding region: 186-2159 (657 amino acids)
Biological process (GO): peptidyl-tyrosine autophosphorylation; intracellular signal transduction
Molecular function (GO): protein binding; non-membrane spanning protein tyrosine kinase activity; ATP binding
Source: RefSeq, a predicted model, not a curated record
CUUUUUUUCUCAAAUCAAACUUCUACCGACAUUGAUGGAUUUUCACUUCCUGCUUGAAGUUGAAAGUUGUUUUAUUUUGAUGAAAACCCGGCGCAUGUGUAAUGUUCUGAUUUUGUAACCAUGUAAAGCAAAAAGAUUGUCAUCUUGUCACUGUUUGUUCAGUGUGAAGAUCAGACAAGGUUGUGAUGAGCAGAAUGAACGGGGGAGAGAUUUUAUCGGACUUCAUGUUAAAACGGGCCAUGUCCCGUAGCGCAUUAUUUACUUCGGAAAACUACAAGGAGCGUUGGUUCACUCUUACAGAUGAUUCAAUCAGUUACUACUCAGGAACGCUGGCAAAAAGGGGCUCAAAGAAGGGGGCAAUCCCAUUAAACAACAUCAAGACCAUAGAAUGUGUGGAAGAUGGGAGUUUGGACGACAAAAAGAAUGUGUUUCAGGUGAUGCAUAGAGAUGAAAGGGACAGCUAUUAUACAUUAUACAUAGUGGCCAUGAGCCCUGACCAGCAGAAGAAAUGGGUGGACACUAUCAAAAAAACACUAAGAGCGGGUAGGAUCGUAUGCCUUCCAAAGUACCACACAGGGGUGUGGACUAAAAGUCAAGGUCACUACAACUGCUGUGACCAGAUUGACCGCAAUGCGCCUGGUUGCCAAGACGCACCAGGGGAAGCACAAAGACAGGCGGCACUACCACCUUUACCCAAAAUACCUGGUGACCCAGUGAGCCCACCCCCUCGUAACAUUCCAUCACCGCAGUCAAAUGGGGAUAUUCAGAAACCUGUUCCCCAGCCCAGGCGGGCACCCAAGGAGAAGAAAAUAUUUGUGGCCGCAUACGACUACAAGCCAUAUGAAGCUGGGGACCUUGAACUGAUUACUGGAAAUGAGUACGAGAUUUUAGAUGAUAGCAGAGAACACUGGUGGUUUGCCAAGAAUCAGCCAGGUGACACUGGGUUUAUUCCAGCCAAUUAUGUGAAGAAGAAGUUUGAUUUAGAAAUUUAUGAGUGGUACUACAAGGGGGUGACUCGGGAGCGCAGUGAGGCCAUACUGAAGGCAGAAGGCCGCGAGGGCUGCUUCAUGGUGCGGGACUCGAGUCAGGCAGGAAUGUACACACUCUCCAUAUUCACCAAUGAAUCACCGGAACUCUUUGUAGGCGGAACACCAGUGAGGCACUAUCACAUCAAGAAAAAUUCAGAGGACAAAUUCUACCUUGCCGAGAAGCAUCCGUUCGUUACCAUUCCCGACCUUAUAUACUAUCACAAACACAAUGCUGGCGGGAUAGCCACCCGACUACGCUCCCCUCCCACUAAAGACAAGAAUAUUCCAGUAACUGCAGGAUUCGGGCACAGCAAGUGGGAGAUUAAUAGAAAUGAGCUCGAGUUGUUCGAAGUAUUAGGAUCAGGAUGUUUUGGGACUGUACAGAAGGGCAAGUGGAAUGGUCGCGUAGUUGCUGCCAAGAUGAUGAAAGAGCGAACCAUGUCGGAAGAUUCAUUCCUUGAGGAGGCUAAAACCAUGACUCAGCUGAGUCAUCCUAACCUGGUGCAACUGUAUGGGGUGGUGACCAAGUCUAAACCCCUCAUCAUUGUGACCGAGCUAAUGCAGUAUGGUGCACUAUUGACAUAUUUAAAACGACAUAAAACUCGGUUAAUAAACAAAGUAUCAACUCUGUUAGACACGUGCAUUCAAGUGUGCGCAGCCAUGGAAUAUUUAGAGGGCAGAAGUUUUAUACAUAGGGAUUUAGCUGCAAGGAACUGUUUAGUGGGUGAAAACCAAAUAAUAAAAGUGGCAGAUUUUGGUCUAGCAAGGUAUGUGAUAGAUGAUGAGUACACAAGUUCUACUGGCACCAAGUUUCCCGUCAAAUGGGCCCCGCCAGAGGUCCUCAGCUUUACUCGAUUCAGCAGCAAGUCUGACGUCUGGGCAUUUGGUGUACUGAUGUGGGAGGUGUUCACUUGCGGUGAUAUGCCGUAUAAUCAGAUGAGGAACGCAGAAGUCGUUGACUUUGUCUGCUCCUCCAAUCGUCGCCUUGCAAAGCCCAAUGGUGCCCCUGAGAAAAUAUAUCAAGUCAUGCUGGAGUGCUGGAAUAAGGAACCUGACAAUCGACCGGCAUUCACACAGCUGCUGAGAACAUGCAGAGGACUGAAUGAUGACGGAAACUACCCCCACAUAUAGAUAUCUUGGGCAUGCAUUGGAGUUAAACAUUGGCUCGUGCAUUGAACUUUUAUGUUUCUUAUAGUUACAUACAUGAUCAUUGUGUCAAUAACAUUUAAUCUUUGAAAUGUUGUAUACUGCGUAUACACUUAUUGCAUUCAUGUAAAACAAAAUCUUUUUUUCCGUUACAAGUUAUUUCCUUUGGAGAAAAUGUGUGCCUAUGUAUAAGCAUUAACAUUGUAAAAAUGCCAUGAUGUAAACACCUAUGUUAUACUUCUGAAAUUGCCCUUGAGAUCUUCCAACUAUUUUGUAUUUGAUUGAACUACAGUAAAUACAUGUAUAGUCAUUUAGUUAAAAAGUUAUGUGUUGCAUUCAUUAUAUAUUUGCAAUUCACUAGCUCUGCCAGUAUGUGAUAGUCACAAAGUCAACACCAUCUACUUUUACUACUAGUAAUGCAACCCAAAUACUUUGGUUUUAGUUUAUAAGCAUGUAUCAUUUUUUAUAUCUAAAAUGAGCUGUUGAAAUUUAUUUACACAUACUGGAGGUAGAAUCCAUACAUUAUUAAGCUGUUAAAAUUACAAGAACUGUACAUGUCUCUACUAUGUAAACAGUUGUAAGGCCUAACAAAACACUUAGUUCGGGUUACCCGCCCCUACCUAUGAAAUAAGCGCUGAUCCUACCAUCGUUAAAGUCUGCUGGUAAAAAAAUAUUGUUUUUAGGUGUUUUUGAAAAUGGAAUUUAAAACCUUUAAAGCUUCAUACAUAAGAUUACUAUAACACCAUUCUCGAAUUGUGACAAUAACAUUAUUACAUAAAGCCUAAAAAAACACCAAAAAAAUCUACCUACCCUACCUGUUUUGGAAAACGAUAUAACCCUAACCAACCUUUCUUAUUUAUUUGCCUUAUAAUUAUGUAUGUGUUUAAUCUUAUUCUAUUGCAUGAAUAUACAUUUACGCAAUAUAUUAGAAAGAAAAUCACUGAGGAACAGAUGAAUGUUUAAGUUCAUAUCAAAGAAUAUGCAAAGGGAUUGGGCCACGAGUUUUUCCAACAUCAGUUAUGGCCCUUUCCCACGUACUAGUAAUAGGAGUGAAUCCUUGACCGUGCGUUACCACGUACUAGUAAUAGGAGUGAAUCCUUGACCGUGCAUUCCCACGUACUAGUAAUAGGAGUGAAUCCUUGACCGUGCAUUCCCACGUACUAGUAAUAGGAGUGAAUCCUUGACCGUGCAUUACCACGUACUAGAAAUAGGAGUGAAUCCUUGACCAUGCAUUCCCACGUACUAGUAAUAGGAGUGAAUCCUUGACCGUGCAUUCCCACGUUCUAGUAAUAGGAGUGAAUCCUUGACCGUGCAUUACCACGUACUAGUAAUAGAAGUGAAUCCUUGACCAUGCAUUCCCACGUACUAGUAAUAGGAGUGAAUCCUUGACCGUUCAUUCCCACGUACUAGUAAUAGGAAUGAAUCCUUGACCGUGCAUUCCCACAUACUAGUAAUAGGAGUGAAUCCUUGACCGUGCAGGACAAAUUUUACCUUCAGACUUUUGCUGCUGCUAUGGUGACAGUUAUUUUGAUAUACAAUUUAUUGAAAUAUGUGUUCGAUGAAGUAUUAAUUCUGUAACAUUCCUUAUCAAAUUUUGUUAAUUAUUGAUGAAAUGCUUGAACUGUUAUCCAAUAGUUUAUUUUAUUAAUAUUUUUGUUUUACUAAAGAAUUUUAUACGUAUGCAAAUUAAGGGAUGAAUACUGGUAGUUAUGUUGGAAGAAUGAAAAGCUUGAGUUUCAGUAUUUUGAUUUUUACAGAAAAUGUUAACGUUUGAUAGAGACAUUUUAUUUAUUUACAAGAUCUAUCAUAAUUGAUGAUCAUUCCUUAAAUAUUAAUACAAUCUUUGUGUUUCAGGUACAUUUUGUUGAAUGUUGAUGGAUGUUGUUGGUUAGAAUAAAUGUGAUAUUUAACAGCAAAUUCUGUACGUAAUGUCAUGUUAUUAUACAUUAAUUGUUAUAUUACACUACAUGUUACCAUUAUUAUUCAAAAUCAAUGUGUAAUAAAUUUCCUCUCUACUUUCUAUUGCAUAUAUUAUAAGCAACUUCUUAAACUUAUGGAGACAUUAUAUAAUUGUUACCUCUAACAAGAAUACAGCUAGAUCUACAAUAUACAUGUAUUAUAUUGUAGCUUGUUAUUUUCAGAAAUUGCCAUCCCAAUUGCCAUACCCUUUUUCAGACAUUUUUGUAUAACAACAACUGUACAUUGCAGUUUAAAAUAUUGACCAUGAAUUUUUGCAAGUCAAUGAGAACUUGUAUAUUAUUUUAACCAGUAUUUAGAGCAAAUAACUUGUUAUUGAAGGUAUCGUACAUUUAGCUGAAUUAUUUUAGUCACUGAAUCAUUCAAAACCAUAAACGUUAUUGCCAAUGAAAAAACAACAGAAUAUUUCAUUAGCAUCUUUUUUGUUGCAACGAUUAUGUGAAUGUUAGCUCUUGUUUUUAUACGUUAUAUAAUCUAAAUAAUUUUUUGAUAAAGCUUCAAUAACAGAUUUUGCAGAACAAAUUAUUACGCUUUUCCUUUUGACUUGUUUUACAAGUACAUGUAUUUUGAGUGCUUGGUAUAGAUCAUUUUUAUUUGUACUACUAGCAUGCAAUGUUUGAUAACUGACUUUAUUCUGUUAAGUGAAUAAGUAUUUUCCUUACUGUGCUCAUAUUUACAAGACUUCCAAUUAAUGGAUUCUGAAAUAAAUUAAUUUUUGUAAUAAAA